Cavia porcellus (domestic guinea pig) is the source of this 4436-nucleotide messenger RNA. RefSeq lists its product as uncharacterized. The record is from RefSeq and is a predicted model, not a curated record. Lineage: Eukaryota; Metazoa; Chordata; Mammalia; Rodentia; Caviidae.
CAGUGGUAUGGGCGGGGUGUCAAUGUCCUGGGGGUACAAUCAGGCCCCAGCUCAGCACAGCCAGAGAGACGGGCCAGGAAAGCUUCAGGGUCUCAAGGAAGGGGACACACUGUGCGGCUGGUCCUGCUGAUUGGGGGUAUCACUGGGGGGCUUCUGCAGUUGCUGCUCUUGGAGGUGAGCUGCUGCCUGUGGAGGUUUUGUGCCACCAUCACCUAUGAGGAGCUGCCAGAGUCUCCUGCCACAGCCACGAGUGGACCAGGGGACAGGCUCUGCCCGCCGCUCCCUGGGGCCAGCUGGGCAGGGGAUGCAGCAAGGAAGGUGCUCCUGAGCUUCCCCAAAAGUACUCACGUCCAGAGGAUCACCCAUCUUGCACCUGCCCCAACCCUGACCCCGCCAAGUCUCCCCCAGGUGUCAGGCAAGAGCAUCACCCAGAGGGUGCUGCGGGUCUCAGAGUACCACGUGGACAGGCAGAGGCGGCUCCAGCUGCUGGGCCAGGUGCUGGUCCCUGUGAAGAGCAAGACCCUGGCAAGCAACAGGCACCACCUCAUUUGGAGAGACCUGAGAGCCUGGAGUGGAGGCCACCAGCUAUGGAACACCAAGGGGCAGCACUGUGUGGGCAGCUGGCAGAUAUGCUCUGGGCCCAGAGGUACCUGCUGGCCACUACACACCAGUCUUCAGGAGCGGCCCCGGCAGGAGGCCCAACCCCAAGCUGCAGGACACAAAGCAGGGUGGCCGGCCUGGGAGCUGGUCCACCCUGGUUCACACUGUUUAGCGUCCUGGAAAAUGCACAUUUUCCAGGUCCCCACACCUGUGCAAGGUGACAACUCACACCCACACUGAGCCAGUUAGACCACUCUUCCCCCAGCCCCAGAAGCACCCAGGGGGCUCUAAUAGACUUUGGAAUUCUACAGCCUGGGUGUGAACCCCUGGCUCUGGUCCACACAGCAGGCUGAGAAUCACUUAACCAAAACACCGGGGACCAGCAAGAUUUCAGAUUUGGGGGUUUGUCAGAUUUCGAAGUAUUUGCAAAUACAUCAUGAAGUAUGUUGGGGAUGGUACCAAAGCCUAACAAAACCCAUCUGUCUCAUCUGCACUUUAUAUAUCUACAUUCAAUGCUUAGUAUAAUUUUGUGCAUGAAACAAACUUUCAAGGUAUGGAAAUUUCCACUUGGUUCUCUAAAGGUUGUGGCCAUCGGUGCUGCUUAGAUUCCUGGUCUUCAGAUCAGAGACACUGAGCCUGUGCUGCAUGAGUCCCUUUGGCUGUCUAGACCUCAGUUUCCGCAUCUGUAAUGUGGGCGCCAGAAUCAAAGGGGACCGUGGCUGUGUCACGUGCACCCGGGUGCGACAGCUCAGAGUGGGGAGGGAGAGGCCCAUGGCCCCACUGCCCAUCAGCACCUCCGCGUUGGUGUCCCCAGGCUCCCUCAGUCAGAGAUCGGUGACCUGCAGUUCUGCCUGAGCUGAGGGUCAUGGUGCUGCGGGCCGAGGGCCUCUGGCUCCAGGAGGACAGGAGCGUUGCCAGUGAGUCUCUCUCCCCACCUCCCCAACCAGCCGACUCCUGCUUGGGCAUCAGGUGCCACUCCGGGCAAGACAUCCCAGAACAAGAAACCUGUUCUGCAGUGAGCCCGGUGUCCCCUCCUGGCUCUAAGCAGCUCAAGGCCACGCCCUGCCCUCCUGUUGCCCAAGGCAGCCCCUCCGCCUAGUGUUUCCUGCCCACCUCUGCUGACACCUACCCCUGGGCCAAGUCCACGCCCAGAGGGUGAGGCCAAACCUGCCGCCCCUGGGGAGGCCCCAGUGCCACUCCUGGUGCACCUUGCUGCCCGGCCUCUGGGAACACAGGCAUGGGGAGUGGUCAGCGCAGGAGCUGUUCUGGGCAGGCUGGGCCUUGCCUGUGUGCACUGUGUCCAGCUCUGCAUGGUGUGAGCCUUGGCUGAUCCUGGGGGUGAUGCGCUGUGCUUUCCGGGUCACCUCAAUGAACAGCAGUUAGCUCCAGCAGCUCCCACUCUGGGCAAAAAAGGGUUUUCUCGUUCAUGUCUGUGUAUUUUCAACCCAGUCCACACCCCAGUCGUUUCUAGGGCUUCAUGACACACACGUCGUACGUCGUUACAUCUGUAUUUCGUCGUUACAUCUGUAUUUCUGGAGAGUGAGCUCCCAAAAUGGAACUGUUUCUACCUCAGCCAGGGACCCGGUAGUUACCAACCACUCCCUGACCAAGAGUAGCCACUGCAGGGACCCUGGAGAAGAUGGUAAGUGUCCUUUUUGCAGGACAGCAUGGCUGAUGUCCCUAGCUCCUCCUUGAAAAAUCUAUGGGACAGAAGACUAGCAGAUUGUUUGCUCUGCUGUGGAGAAAAACCAGGCGGCUAUAUGAGGCCUCACAGAUGGGCAGGACAGUAAAUACAUGGACAGUACUUCCUGGGCCAUCUUGAAACGUAUCUGCAUGUGACCGAGCAGGAAGAAGCCCUCUGUGCCUCCAUAAAACAUUUUAGCAUAAGCUGCUCAAUUUCCACCCAGAAAAGUACUGUAAUUUGACUGGAUUGCGUUGAAUACAGUGGAUCCUGGACUUCGGGGCUCAGUUUGUUCCCGAGGGCUGGUAAUAGCUCAGGUUGUCAGCUGAGGCCUCGGGCUCCUCUCUGCAGUCCCAAAGUCCCUCUCCUGUGCACAGCAGACCUCAGUGUCCUCAGAGAGACCUUAGCCCAGGAUUUUACAGUUAAGGACAGUCUCCUCUCAUCCAAAUUCUCGUUUCUAUCACAAGUGCUAUUAAAUUUUAUGAAGUGUUCUUCUUGUAUCUUUUGAGAUAGUAUUUUCUCCUUUAUCUUUAAUGUGAUGACUUAUAGUGAUCAAAUUUUGAGUGUCAAGCCAAAUUUAUUAUUUUUUCCCCAAACUUACAUUAUUGUAAUGGACACCAGUUAUGUCUGUCUGUCUGUGUCUCUCUUUCUCAUACACACACACACACACACACACACACACACACACACGCACACCACAGAUGCUUGAAAUCUUUAAAGUUUGCAUUUAUUUAUGUUGGAGGAUUUUUUUUUUCUGGUGAUACUAGGAAUUGUAGCCAAGAGUUUUUCCAGCCAUUUGUUUGUUUGUUUGUUUGGUUGGUUGGUUGGUUGUUUUUAAGACAGAGUCUUACUAAAUCACUAGGAUGUCCAGGCUGAAUUCAAACUUAGGAUCCUCCUGCCUCAGCCUUCCGAGUGCUGAGAUUACAGGCCUUUCCCAGCACACCUGGCUUAGGUUUUCACAGUUGACAGGCAUGCUCAUGAGAGAUUUUUCCAUGGUAUUUUAGUCUACUGAUCAAAUGCAAGCAUUUGACUCUGUGUUUUGCACUUAUACAAAUAUUUUAUGCUUUUCCAUUGGUGAAGUUUGUUAAUCAGAUUGAUCAGAUCAACUGUCUUUACUGAUUUUUUUUUUGUCUGCCUUUCUAUUAUUUAGCAAUGUUAAAACCCUCCCAUGUGAUUGUGGGAAGAGAACUGCUCACCCAUUUCUCCUUUCAGUUUUGUUGAAUUUUAUGUAGCUUGAGGCUGUGUUAUUAGGCUCAUACUCAUUUAAAACUGAAUUUUUUUCUGGCAGAGCGAACCCACUUACAAUGGUAUGUUUAUUCCCUUAGUUUUUCAACACCCUCGUGUUCCUCUAACUACAGUGUCUCCAAAGUAUGGUCUCCAAAGCAAGUCCUUGAGCCUCUGUGUCUGUGUGUGUGGUACAUUUACAUUUAAUAUAAUUCUAGGUAUCAUGUGUUCACAGGUACCACCUUGCUAAUUUUGCAUUUCCCUCCCUAGUAAAGUUUCUUUUUCUCUCCUCUGCUGCCUACCUUUGGAUUAAUGGGGUUUUGGGGAUUAUAGGCAUGCACACCACACUGGGCUUAGCUUGGUUUUUGUUUUUGUUUUUUUAUUUAAGGAGAAAAAGAAAAAAAAACAGAAAAAGGGUACAAGUUAUACAGAAUUUCAGAAAAAGUAAACAGUAGGAAAUCACUAGUUAAUAGAUUAUAUAUUGUCAUCUUAGAAAUAGUUGUUCAAGUUAUAAAAUUAAAGCAUAUAGAGUGGACAUUCAAACAGUGAGACUGCAAACAGUUCUGUUCAAUGAUCCAACAAAAUUCAGUAAUAUCAUUGUCUAUUUUAUACACUUAAAUAUACAUGCAGUUAUAUCCUUUAGAGCACUUUCUUUUCCUCUCUUUUGUACAAUGACAAUUGCACAUUUUGGGUUUUAUUACUCCCACAGUUCUUAUUACUUUUUUUUAAGAGAAUAAAACCAAACGUGACAUAACAAAACAGAGUCAGUCAAAUCAAAAGGAUGGACAUAAUACAUACUGUAAAAACAGAAUACAAGGUGAUCAACAUUGGUUACCAUAAUGCUUCUUGCUAUCUUAAAAAGAAUUGCAUAUAUCAUCAGUUAUAAUAAAAUUGAACAAAACAGUAAAGAACAAAACCAAUAAAACCAAAA